Puccinia triticina is the source of this 201-nucleotide messenger RNA. RefSeq lists its product as uncharacterized. The record is from RefSeq and is a predicted model, not a curated record. Bases 1 to 201 code for a protein of 66 amino acids. The transcript has 2 exons. Lineage: Eukaryota; Fungi; Basidiomycota; Pucciniomycetes; Pucciniales; Pucciniaceae.
AUGGGCCUCCAGGUAGAUCACUACGAGUCAGAUACUUUCUCAAGGGUCCCCCCGCAUUGCAAGAAUGAGUUUAUCACCCUUGGAUCGGCCGAUAUUGAGCGGCUAUCUGGCACUCUUCAGAGCGGGGUCCCAGCAGGACUGCUGACGGGGAUCUCCGGGGAGUCCGCCUCCAAGAAGACCUGCUUAUCACUUCAGCUUUGA